This is a messenger RNA of Sorex araneus (European shrew), 411 nucleotides long. RefSeq names its product myoregulin (gene MRLN). The transcript is spliced from 3 exons. The coding region runs from base 131 to 271 and encodes 46 amino acids. The record is from RefSeq and is a predicted model, not a curated record. Lineage: Eukaryota; Metazoa; Chordata; Mammalia; Eulipotyphla; Soricidae.
CUUGACUUUGAACUUCACUUGCUGAGCUCCUGACUGGAACCAAUGUUAAGAGGCCACUUGUGCUGAAUGUACUUAAUUUUAGAAGAGCAACCUACCUGGGAUUAGAUCAGGGAACUGAAUCAUUGUGGAUAUGACGUGCAAAAACUGGAUAUUAAUUUCCACGACUGCCCCCACAAGUCUGGAGGAUGAAAUUGUGGGAAGACUUCUCAAAAUUCUGUUUGUUAUCUUUGUUGACUUAAUGACUAUUAUGUAUGUUGUUAUAACUUCUUAGAAAUAUGAGUUCCUUUACUUUACAUAUAAAUUUCAAAUUGAAUUCCAGUAACUGAAGUAUUGUCUUUUAAUAUGUUUAGUGAUUUUAAUUUGAUGAAAACCCUAUUUUAGCAAAUGCCAUUGACAAUAAUAAAAAGUUGA